Molecule: messenger RNA, 432 nt
Organism: Manis pentadactyla (Chinese pangolin)
Lineage: Eukaryota; Metazoa; Chordata; Mammalia; Pholidota; Manidae
Product: arylacetamide deacetylase-like 2
Exons: 3
Source: RefSeq, a predicted model, not a curated record
AUGGGGUGCAAAACUCUGUACUUUGGACUCAUAUGUAUUCUCUUUGUUUACUUUAUUUAUACACCGAUGCCAGAAAACUUUGAGUAACCCUGGAAAGUAAGGGUCAUGGAUUCUUCGAUAAAACCUGCUUCACUUAUGGCUGCAUUACUGGAAAAUAUGGGUCUUAUGAGCUAUGACAAGGUGCUUCCCACAAUAGUAAAACUGGACUAUGUACAACCAUUUUCAGAUGAAAACAUUACUGUGAUGCAUACAACCUUUAGUGACAUUCCAGUAUGUUUAUAUUUGCCAAAGAGGAAGUCAGAAAGCCAGAGACGAGCUAUAAUUUUUAUUCAUGGUGCCUUCGUUUUUGGAAGUUGUAAGCAGAGGGCUUUUGAUUUCCUGAAUAGAUGGAUGGCAAAUAAACUCGAUGCUGUUGUUGUGGGAGUGGAGUAA